CACCGGGAAUUAGGCGCUCCCGAUCCCGUGCAAGAGAGCACACAGGUUCCUGAGAGAGGCCACAGGUUCUCCCGUGUGCUGAAUCAGUUUUCUAAUCAGAAGGGAAGGGUCCCAUCUGCUGGAGACUUAGCUCAAUCCUGGGGUUUCUGGCUAUUGAGGGAAGGCUGUGUGAGCUCAGUGAGGGGCAGGAAGACCGCUCAGCUCUCAGUGGCAGGCGGUGCAGGCAAGCAAGGGCGGAGAAGCCUCAUUUAGUGCUGCCAAAUCUCAACCUGGGCCCCAGGUGCUGGGCUCCAGGAGUGCUGCCUCCGAUUGCCAAGGUGUUCUCGGGAAACUGGGGCUAGAGAGCCGGUCCAGCGUGGGGAUCCUCAUCCUCCCUCCAUGCAACGUACCUGUCCUAGGCUGCAGACCCACAUUCUUGGGGAACCCUCUUCUCGGGGACCGGUCCAGACUGGGCUGCCUCUGCUCCCUGCCGCUGCCGCGCCUGCCUUGCUACGAUCCCACCAGUACCAUGGAGGAAUUCUCCCCUUGCCCGCCCGCUCUGGGCGACUUUGACUCCGGAAUAUCUGGUCUGGCGCCUUUUGGGUGAGCUCAGAGAGGAACCGGUCUCCUUACCGGUCCGAGAUUACCCGAGAAAAGAAGAUCCCCUUGUCCCAGAGCUGCAAAUCGAUUUUUUUUUCCGUCAGCGUCUUCGUCCUCCGCCCCUUCCUCCUUGCCUCUGGGUUUGUUUAUAUAGCAUCUGGCAGACGGGGGACAGUGCCCACCCUCGCCUGGCGACUCGCCCUCCCUUCCUGGCCUCUAGGCUCCCGCACGUGGUAGGCACCAAUAUCGUUGCCAGCAGGCAAGCUACAGCCAGCGGGAGGCGGACGCCUGGGUGCCAGCGCCACGCGCGUUCUCGCCAUCCCUCACUCAUCUUCCGCGCGCCCUCUCCCACUUGCCUCUAAAGCCGGGUCACACUUGGCAUUUGCCGCCAGCCAUCCAUCCCUUGACGUGAAGAGGAGAUCGGAAAGGAAAUACCGCCCUGGAGGUGCUGGUGAUGCUUCGCUGGGUUCGCUCAGUUGCUGGAAAAGAAUGGUAACAUGAACAGUAGAGCGUGAGAGCGUCGGCAGAGGAAGGGGACGAGAUUGAUGGGCGGAGAGCACACUUCUCGGAGGAUCUCCUUCCCUGGACUGCACGAGGAAGGGUCGUCUUUGCGCCUGCACUUCCUGGCUGGACUCAGCGACAUCUGUAGCCUCCUUUCACAAGGUUCCCAGGUCCCCUAGAUGCUGCCUGCUGAGGAGUGGUCUGACAGCGCAUGAGGAUUCAGGAGUUUGUGAACCCUUAUUCAAACAUAGUUCUGACCUGGCUAUGGUGGUCCUGGAUCCUGCCUGGCAAGCUGGCUCCAGAGGGAGUUGAACUUGAGUUCAGGUGGGUUAUCCCAAGUCAAGCAAAGGAAGAGCUGUUAUAGGAAGAUAAGGAAGGUGAUUUUCCAAUGUCAAAAGUGGACACUUAUCUUCCAGACACUUGACUGGACCAAGCCACUCCCUCCCAUUAAGUUCUCGCUCUUAAUCUCCGACUCUACACCCGGACCUCCCACACUAAGGGCGGGGGAUGGUGGGCAAACAGCGACAGAAAAACACCUGCUAUUUACUGAUAUUUCUAGCAUGCUCUUGACUUUCCUAUAACUUAUCAUUACUCUAUGAACCGAUCGUAUUUACUCCACUGCUUUAUAUUAAUGGAGGUCAAUAGACUUAAUGAUUUCCUCAGUUGAGUCAUUUAUUUCUAAGCCAAUAGAUAAUGCCGUCGUCAUAGUUUUCUGGAGAAAAGUAACUGUGCGUUUGUUCUGCAGAUGGCCAACUCCCUCUGAACCCUGCAGAUUGGUGCUGAGCAGGCAACAAAAGUUUGUAGCUUCCCCUCAGGUUCUGGUGCUUCCCAGGAGACAAGAAAGGACUUUCCCAUUACACACAAGAAGCAGGCAGAGACACUUCUCUAACUUUUCUCCACUGUGAGCAUUUGCAAUGAAGAGGAAACAGAAGAGGUUUCUGCAGAUGACUUUGUUAUUCACUGUGGCUUUAAUUUUCCUGCCCAAUAUUGGUCUUUGGUCUUUAUACAAGGAUAAACACCUGGUGAAAUCUGCAGAACCUGCGGACCAUCAGGGACACACAGGAUGUGAAAAGGCAGGAGAACAGCAAGAGGACUCAAGCACUGGAGCGUGCUCUGUGAGAGGAAAGACGUUUCCACUGGGCCUGGGAGAUGGGCAAUUCUAUUCAUGGACAGAUGGUCUGAGAAGAAAAGAUUGGCAUGACUAUGAAAGCAUUCAGAAAGAGGCUUUGCGCUCAGGGAAAGGUGAACAUGGAAAACCAUAUCCCCUUACUGAAGAAUACCAGGAUGACUCAGCUUACAGGGAAAACGGCUUCAAUAUUUUUGUCAGCAACAAAAUUGCUUUAGAGAGGUCUCUGCCAGAUAUCCGUCACGCUAACUGUAAGCACAAGAUGUACCUUGAAAGGCUGCCAAACACCAGCAUCAUUAUCCCAUUUCACAACGAAGGUUGGACCUCUCUCCUGCGGACCAUACACAGUAUAAUUAACCGAACCCCGGAGAGUCUGAUAGAGGAAAUCAUUCUAGUCGACGACUUCAGUGAUAGAGAACACUUGAAGGAGAAGUUAGAAGAUUACAUGGCUCGGUUUUCCAAAGUGAGAAUUGUUCGCACCAAGAAAAGGGAAGGACUCAUCCGGACCCGACUCCUGGGAGCUUCUGUGGCCAGAGGCGAGGUGCUGACCUUCCUGGACUCCCACUGUGAGGUCAAUGUGAACUGGCUGCCCCCGCUCCUCAACCAAAUUGCACUAAACCACAAAACCAUCGUGUGUCCCAUGAUCGAUGUCAUCGACCACAAUCACUUUGGGUAUGAGGCACAAGCUGGGGACGCCAUGCGAGGAGCCUUCGACUGGGAGAUGUACUACAAAAGAAUCCCCAUCCCUCCAGAGCUCCAGAGGGCUGAUCCCAGCGACCCUUUUGAGUCUCCUGUUAUGGCUGGAGGUCUCUUCGCAGUGGAUCGAAAGUGGUUUUGGGAACUGGGUGGCUACGACCCAGGCUUAGAGAUCUGGGGAGGCGAGCAGUAUGAAAUCUCUUUUAAGGUUUGGAUGUGUGGAGGAGAAAUGUUUGACGUUCCAUGCUCUAGAGUCGGCCAUAUCUACAGGAAGUACGUCCCUUACAAAGUUCCUUCUGGGACCAGCCUGGCACGAAACCUGAAGCGUGUGGCUGAGACCUGGAUGGAUGAAUUCGCCGAGUAUAUUUACCAGCGGCGGCCAGAGUACAGGCACCUCUCCACCGGGGACAUCUCUGCUCAGAAGGAGCUGCGCAAGAGACUCAAGUGCAAAGACUUCAAAUGGUUCAUGGCUGCCGUGGCCUGGGACGUGCCUAAGUACUACCCUCCGAUAGAGCCUCUGCCUGCGGCAUGGGGGGAGAUUCGGAACCUGGCAGCAAACUUAUGUGUGGACAGCAAGCAUGGAGCCACGGGGACGGAGCUGAGGCUUGACGUCUGUGUCAAAGAUGGUUCAGAAAGGACGUGGUCUCAUGAGCAGCUCUUUACUUUCGGGUGGAGAGAAGAUAUCCGACCUGGCGAGCCUCUGCACACCCGAAAAUUCUGCUUCGAUGCCAUCUCACACAGCAGCCCGGUCACACUCUAUGACUGUCACGGCAUGAAAGGGAACCAGCUCUGGGGAUACCGGAAGGACAGAACACUAUUUCAUCCUGUAAGCAACAGCUGCAUGGACUGCAACCCUGCAGAGAAGAAGAUUUUCAUGGCCAGAUGUGACCCUCUCUCUGAGACUCAGCAAUGGAUUUUUGAACAUAUCAACAUGACUGUUUUAGAAAAAAAUAGCUACCCUGCCAGCUCCUAGAAAGGAAAGAAGAGCGAUUACCUACAGAUUGGGAACUGUAUUGUCGCGGGCGCCUGGGUCAAAGGAGUCAGGAAUAACGUUUCCUAGAUCCAGGAAGCCUGCUCGAAAGAUGUGUAAACGCCACGUCAACGUAGGCUGUUCGGGAGGAGUUCCUACAUCUGAAAAACUUGGCUGAGAACCACACCAGCUGCUGCUGAGAACUGGAGACUAGCAGUUCCCUUGCUGGCCAAGGGUAAAGAUUAUUUAGGGACUGUUCGCCACGACUGCUGAGUUAAUCGAUCCUAGCAUUUCUCAGGUCAAAUCCUGCAGUAGUGAGUAGCUAUGAAUGGAUCCUAUUAAUCGGGUGGGAGGGGGGCAGAAACAGAGCGCAUGACUGCUCUGGCAACCUGAGGCUACCACAGGCCUAGAACUAGCCACGCUUGAGGGGUGAGCUCUUUGGUGCCAUUCUCUGAGGAGGAAUGGGUUAAGCAGGUUUAACCCUCUAAAGUGCUGCAGAUGAUUUUAGAGUGCUCAUCCCAUUCUCUUUUCUUUUGUCUUCUCUUCGCACAAGGGUACACGGCAUCUGAGACGCACAUCCCGUGUUCUCAUUCACACCUGCCAUUCUCCUUUCAGGGCCUUUACUCUCUGUCAUGGUUCAGAGGAGUCCAUGUUCCACCAAUCAGAUGACGUUCUAAUUCAGCAUCCUUGGAUGAAUCCAGUUAAAGACAAAACAAACGACAAAAAAGCCACUCUGCUACCCAGUUACUCCAAAGAAAAAUUCACAGAAGCAGCAAAACAACACACACGCGCGCGCGCACACACACGCACACACACGUUAGGGAAGAAAUUUCUCUAGGAAAUCUAUUUUUACUUUUCUAUUAUUUUUAAAUUUUAAAAAGUCUGAUGUCUGUCCAGUUAUAACUUCGAUUAAAGAAGGCAUUGCAGUGGGGUCCAUGUAAUUUGUUUAGUUGGUCUUAAAUAAAUCUUCACUCCAAGUGAUGUGGAAAUGGCUUCAUUCACUUCAGUUUUCUUGAAUCUGGCAAUUUUAAAAGUGGUAUUAUUUAAGUAUUGGUUUUUAAUCUCCCCCAUUCUUGAAAAUAAUGAUGUUGUCUUAUUUGAAAGUCCAGGAAAGGAAUUACUAUUAAUUUUCUAUUUUCUAUUAGUGGGCAGUAUUUCAGGGGUGUGGGAAAAAAAGAAAUAAGUUCAAAAUUAACAUACUCUAGAUGUUUUGGGUACAGGGUGUUCUUACCUUUAUUCUUAUUAUUUUUAAUGUAGUUUCCUUGUUAAUAAAAAUAUAUAUGUUAAGACGAUCUAUAUAUUUGGAGCAUAGAUCACUGAAGUCCAGGACAGGACAAUCCAGAAGAGUCAAUUCCUUUUUGUUGUUGUUUAUCAAUUUUUAUUUUGCUUGAUAUGUUUGGUUUUGUUUCUUUGUUUGUUUUUUAAAAUAAAUAGCAAAAAUCCAGAGAAGCCCAUCUUCUGGUGGAGCUUUUAACCUGGCCUGGGUAAGAAUCCUCUACUUCCUUCAAGACGCCCAACCAUUCGCGAGCCUAAUAUACAAUACCUCUUCUUGAAAAUGCGCACGUUUUUUUCUCUCCUCUAAACCAAAUCAAAAUAUGCAGUCAAACUACCCUGCUAAGGGUCAGGGAGGGGUUGCUUUGGUGUCUUUACCAACUUCUUUCUUCAAGCAUUCUUUUCAAAAAGCUGUUUCUUUUAAAACUGACUGUCACUGAGAUCUUUUGUAUAGGUCAAGGCAUCUUGUAAUAGUCAAGAUGCAUAGCGGAGAAAAUCAAUAGUGAGAAAUUAACCUGUGUGUUGAACACUUCUAAGGAGUGGGUGAAGAUUUAUCUCAAAUGUUCAGAGAGUAAUCUGGCUGGAGAGUUAGACGAGCCUAUACAAAUUCACAUUAUGUCAUUAAAUAGUUGGCUGCUAUUUACAAUCGGACCAAAGAGACCACAGCCUGGAAAGCCCAGCUUUGUAAUAAUCUCUUAGGAUGUUAGAGGCAUGGCUGGUUAGCCAGGGCCUACCCUAAGUAUUGCAGCAUUUUCAUGGGAUACACAG
Chionomys nivalis (European snow vole) is the source of this 5912-nucleotide messenger RNA. It is a transcript of the gene Galntl6, whose product is annotated as polypeptide N-acetylgalactosaminyltransferase like 6. Gene Ontology annotation, cellular component: Golgi apparatus. The record is from RefSeq and is a predicted model, not a curated record. The transcript has 13 exons. Lineage: Eukaryota; Metazoa; Chordata; Mammalia; Rodentia; Cricetidae. Bases 1995 to 3875 code for a protein of 626 amino acids.